This is a messenger RNA of Pieris macdunnoughi, 1728 nucleotides long. The record is from the annotation of a GenBank genome assembly. Lineage: Eukaryota; Metazoa; Arthropoda; Insecta; Lepidoptera; Pieridae.
AUGAACCCAUUAUACAUUCCAGCUGAGGAAAAACACGGGUCCUACUGGAAAAAAUCUGCAGCGGAGACCCUAAAAGCCAAGCUGAAAGAGAAAAUAAAUACCAAUAAAGCCAAAAAUGGUAUACUUUUCAUUGGUGAUGGCAUGUCACUAGCGACUGUAAUGGCUGCGAGAACUUUUGGUGGGCAAAUGGACAGAAACUUAGGAGAGGACAAUACAUUGGAAUUUGAAAAGUUUCCGGUGUCCGGAUUGGCCCGGACGUACUGCAUUGACGCUCAAGUGCCUGACUCUGCUUGCACAGCCACGUCUUACCUCACUGGAGUGAAGACCAAAUAUGGAGUGAUCGGUCUUGAUGGCAACGUCACAAGAGGGUCCUGCUUCUCCCAGCUCCAUAAAGGCAACUGGGCGCCAUCUAUCGCCCAAUGGGCUUUGGCCAGUGGAUUGGAUGUUGGCCUUGUGACCACUACCCGAGUAACCCACGCCUCUCCUGCCGGCAUGUACGCCCACACAUCUGAGAGGAAUUGGGAGUCAGAUGCUGAUGUACCAGAUGAAUGCAUCAGCUUGGGUUGUCAGGAUAUCGCUCGGCAACUGAUAAUGGCGAACCCAGGAAGACAGUUUAAGGUUAUUCUCGGAGGUGGCAGACGGGAAUUCCUUCCUAAUAUAUCUACUCCUCUGACCAAUUAUACCGGAAGACGCAGGGAUGGUGUCGAUUUAACAGACAUGUGGCAUACCGAUAAGAUGGAGAAGAAUGCCUCUCAUCAAUACGUGACUGACCGAAAUGAACUUAUGAAGGUGUUCAAUUCUGACGACCUUCCAGAAUACCUGUUAGGCCUCUUCCAAAAUGACCACAUGGAUUACCACCUGCAAGCCUCCAAUCAGCCGACAUUGGAAGAGAUGGUGGAGGUUGCGAUAAAAAUGCUUAAUCGCAGUGAUAGGGGAUAUUUCCUGUUCGUUGAAGGAGGCCGCAUCGACCACGCCCACCACGACAGCUACGCACUUCUAGCGCUCGACGAAACCGUGGAAUAUGCAAAAGCGGUGAAAAAAGCAAAGGCCCUUACUAACCCUGACGAUACGCUAAUAGUGGUCAGUUCCGACCACGCCCACACUAUGACAGUGGCUGGCUAUCCCUCGCGAGGGAAUGAUAUAUUAGGAGUAGUUGAUACAGCAAGAGGCAUGGAUGGAAAGCCUUAUACUACAAUUAGUUAUGCCAAUGGGAAAGCCAAGUCGUUGGACGAAAGCGGCAGAGUGGACGUAACGCUGCAUAGCGAAUUCUCUAGUAAAGCAUUAGACUAUUCCUACCCAAGCCUGGUUCCUCUUGACUCCGAGACCCAUGGAGGUGAAGACGUAGCAGUUUACGCAUCAGGACCUUGGCAGCAUCUCUUCACGGCCAGCUACGAACAAUCCGUUGUUCCGCAUUUAAUGGCAUAUGCUAUGUGUAUUGGUGAAGAAAAACAUGAAAACUGCGAACCAAAAAUGGGUCAUAGAAGCUUUUGGACCUCUGAUAGUAUAGCGAAUAAACCAAAUAAGUAUUUUGUAAUUUUAACUUGUGUGAUACUUGGCUGUGUUAGAUUUUUAGGUUGUCUUCACUCUUGGUAUGUGUAUGGAGACACAGUACUGUACCAGGCUACAGUAGAAGAUGAAGAAGAAAGAAGUAACCGAUGUGUUCCAAGGGAGGGUAAAAUAGCAAAUUCCCGACCCUGUUCCCCCAAUCGAUUCGACCCGGUAUGGUGA